Helobdella robusta is the source of this 2262-nucleotide messenger RNA. RefSeq lists its product as hypothetical. The record is from RefSeq and is a predicted model, not a curated record. The transcript has 15 exons. Gene Ontology annotation, molecular function: calcium ion binding. NCBI's taxonomy places the organism in Eukaryota, Metazoa, Annelida, Clitellata, Rhynchobdellida, Glossiphoniidae. Bases 1 to 2262 code for a protein of 753 amino acids.
AUGACAACUUUGUACAUGCGAGUGGAUAUUUUCAGUAUUCAAACUGGUUCGUGGUGGAUGUGGUUCAUGCAUACCAAAUUAAAUAUUAUACUCUACAAUCGAGAUAGUUGUACAAAUGGAUGUGAUUACCGGAUGAACAAGUUUAUAAUCGGUUUGACAAACACGUUCGAUCCCCAAGUGAACCAAUCGAUACGAGGCAAGUAUGAUCUGUGUGGACAGUGGCCUGCCGACGUCCUAUUCCCUGGUCAGCCAAUGAGAAUCAACUGCAGCGAUGGAAAUAAAUUCUCGAGAUUUGUUAUCGUACAGCAAUCAUUAGAAGCUGAACAAACUGAUAAAUUUUUAGCAUUCUCUGAGCUGGAAGUUUACGCCAAUGACAAAUUUCUGCAAUACGAGAACGUGGCCUUGUACAAACCGGCCUACCUGAGCUCCACACUCAGUAAACGGUAUCCCAAUUAUUGCGUUGAUGGCAAAAAAGAUACAUACUGCCAGCUCGCGAUUGAAUCUCCGCCAUAUCCAAACUGGUUUGUAGUUGAUUUAGUGGGAGCCCACCAAGUUCAAUAUACCAUCUUAUACGCACGUGCCGAUUACUACGAUAUAAUGGAUAACUUCAUAGUUGGAUUAACAAACAAGUUUGAUCCAAAAAUAAACAAAACCAUACGAGGUCAGUAUGAUAUAUGCGGCCGGUGGUCAACUGCUGCAUCAUCUAGUGGACAGCCAAUGAGAGUCGAUUGUGUAAAUAAAAAUAUUUACUACAGAUACGUCAUAAUACAACAGGAUGUUAAAAUUACUCUGCCUACCAAUGCUAUGACUUUUGUGGAGCUGGAAGUCUACGGCUUUGAAAACCUGGCAACUAAAUUUUUCGGAUGUUUCAAAUCAUUUCAAACCAUAACCUCUUUCAAUGAUACGUCGGUGGGAGCGUGUUUAAACAUUUGCAAGCGGUUCAAUUUUCAAUAUUCUUCAGUUAAGGAAGACAGAAAAUGUUUGUGUGGGGAUGAGUUAGAAUUGUUUCCACCAACUGCUGCGUGUUUCUCGAAUUUCGUUUAUUUGGCUAAACCGCUGGCGUUAAAACCAAUUUACUUGGGAUGUUACAAUGAUAAUUCUGACAGAGAUUUAUUUUUCGGAUCCAAUUUGGAAACAUUGGAAUCCUGUUUCCAAUAUUGUCUGCAAAACAAUUUCACGGUAGCUGGUUUUCAGUAUGACUCUUAUUGCUUUUGUGGAUUCUCAUUUGGCAAAUAUAAUAGAAAUUUGGAGAGUGAUUGUAGUGGUUUCAGUAACAGCAUCUAUUUUUUUUGUGAAACCUUUGGUUUGAAUAAAAGUUGUUCAGAUAUUUAUCAUUGCUCUUCUCAAGCCAAUCUUGGUCCAGGGAUGAUGUGUCCAUCACAAAUCUGUGAACCAGGAUGGAUUGGAGAUUCUUGCAAUGAAAGAGAUUGUUCAGUAAACAACGGAGGCUGUGGAAUUCAUGAAUGUGUUUUAUUUGAAAUUGAAUCAACAACAAUAACUGGAUGCAUCUGUAAAACUGGCUACACCAAAUCUCACUACAAUGAUGACUGUUUAGAUUUACCAAACAAUAUUACUACGAAAAAUAAUAAAUGUGCUGAUGGGCGAAUCUGCCCUGUGCAUCCCGAUCCUUGCCUUCAAAAGAAUGCUUCCUUAGACUGCCAAUGUUCCCCCGGGUUUGAACGAACCAACAAUGUUUGUUCAGAUAUAAACGAAUGCCUGAACGACUCAAACGCGUGCAACAGCGCAACAUCGGCUUGCGUCAACAAGGUAGGAAGUUACGGUUGCAUGUGCUUCACCGGCUAUUAUAACAAAGAUCUGUAUACUUGUGAAGUUUACCAGGAGAAGAAAGAUGUGAUGAUAGCAUUGGUAGUGGUAUCGAUUAUUUUGUUGAUCACGAUUGCCACUUCUGCAGCAUACUUCAUAAUUCGAAAAAAAAAAUUUGCAAAGCCAAGUAGAACUAACAACAUAGAAGCAAAUGUCAUUCAAACACCUCGUCCCAAACAUCAAAAUGCUGACGUUGAUGCUGACUACGGCACCAUUGAAGAUGUGUAUGACUCAACGAUUGCUAACAAUUAUAGUUAUUUUGGUCUGACUCCUGUUGAAGACCGUCCAUCUAUUGCAGUAAUCCACGUCGUUGCCUAUUUAAAGGGAGUGCUACCAAUGAGGGGUAGGAUUUUUGACUGGAAUCCACUGGAAUGGGACACGGGAAUCCCAUGGAAUGGAAUUCCCGUGUCCCAUUUUGACGGGAAUCCCAUUCCAUGA